This is a messenger RNA of Humulus lupulus (European hop), 1074 nucleotides long. RefSeq names its product transcription factor CSA. Gene Ontology annotation, biological process: regulation of DNA-templated transcription. The transcript has 2 exons. Gene Ontology annotation, cellular component: nucleus. NCBI's taxonomy places the organism in Eukaryota, Viridiplantae, Streptophyta, Magnoliopsida, Rosales, Cannabaceae. Gene Ontology annotation, molecular function: DNA-binding transcription factor activity, RNA polymerase II-specific; RNA polymerase II cis-regulatory region sequence-specific DNA binding. The record is from RefSeq and is a predicted model, not a curated record. The coding region runs from base 80 to 1021 and encodes 313 amino acids.
UUUCUUGAGCACUUAUUAUUAGUUGGAUCAUAUAUAUAUAUAUAUACAUCCUUCUUAGCAACGAAAGACUCUAGCUCAUAUGGGAAGAUCUUCAAGUGAUAUCAGCUCCGAUCAUGGCGGUGGGAAAAAUUGCUACAGAGGGCACUGGAGACCAGGCGAAGAUGAAAAGCUCCGAGAACUCGUCGACCGCUACGGUCCUCAAAACUGGAAUUUCAUCGCAGAACAUCUAGAAGGAAGAUCGGGAAAAAGUUGCAGAUUGAGAUGGUACAACCAACUGGAUCCAAACAUAAACAAAAAACCAUUCACAGAAGAAGAGGAGGAGAGGCUUCUGGCCGCUCACCGGAUAUACGGCAACAAAUGGGCUUGUAUUGCUAAGUACUUCCAUGGAAGAACUGAUAACGCUGUCAAGAAUCAUUACCAUGUCGUCAUGGCCAGAAGGAAACGAGAACGUUUCUCCUCCUCCUCCUCCUCCUCCUCUUCCCAGAUAAUCGCCCACCACCACCACCAUAACAAUAAUAAUAAUAACCCUCAUCAUCAUCAUCAUCAUAUGGUUACUACUAAUAAUAAUAAAAGCACCAUCACUACAACUUCUUCUACUUACAAUCCCAAAUUAGGGUUCCUGAAGUUCCAAACUGGCCCUGGCCAUGCCCCUGCUGCUACUGCCCGGGAUCAUCACCACCACCAGAAAAUGAGAAUUUGGGGAAUUUUGUCUUCGUCGACGUCGAAUUCUUUGGGUACGUCAGCCAGUGCUACUACUAUUAGUCGUGAUCAUCAUCAUCAUCAUGUUCUUGGUUUGGGGUCGGUUGUCCCUAACAACCAUCGUCCGAAAGAUGUUGGGUUAGGGUUGUUGAAUAAUCCUCAUGGUUUGGGAAUAGAAGAGAAUAGUAGUGUUAAUGGGAACAAGAGCAAGUUGCAGGUCAUGAGAGUAGGAAUGGCUUCUCAAAAAGAAAACAAAGAUCAUCAUCAGGUGCCGUUUAUAGAUUUUCUUGGUGUCGAUCGGGUUAACUUCAUCUCUAGCUAGCUAGUUAUAUUUAUAUAAUAAGUUAAUAUUUAUAUAUAGGUCUGAAAUGUUAA